Messenger RNA from Anopheles marshallii, 2409 nucleotides. Its product is annotated as chorion peroxidase-like. Gene Ontology annotation, molecular function: heme binding; peroxidase activity. The transcript has 4 exons. The record is from RefSeq and is a predicted model, not a curated record. Lineage: Eukaryota; Metazoa; Arthropoda; Insecta; Diptera; Culicidae. Gene Ontology annotation, biological process: response to oxidative stress. Bases 1 to 2409 code for a protein of 802 amino acids.
AUGUUUGUUCGACCAUCCGUCAACAAAGGUGCAGGGGCGAGCCAGCGAAAAAUGAAGCACUGUACAGUGCCACUCUGGGCAGCGAUAGUGCUUUGCAUUUCCGAAACACUGGCAGCGAUCGAUGGUAUGGGUGCGAAUGAUUUAUACACCCAGGCCAACGCAAACGCGACUCACACGACGCUCCCCUGCCCACCGGAAAGUUCCUGUGUGCGUUUGUUGCAAUGUCCGGAAGUCGAUCGAAUGUCCAUCGUCCGGUACCUAUCGCGUCCACCGCACCUUCGCCCACCAACCGAACGUCGCUGGGAACGUUCGGUUUGGCGUCGAUGCACGCUACUGAAUGGAGAAUUUAAUGGCAUUUGCUGUCCGUCGACUCCGCUUGUUGAAAGCGUGACCAAUGAAACAUCCUUACUGUCGAAAAUGUCACACCACGCGCACGAGCAACUUUUGCGAGAUGCUGAAAAAAUUGCAUCACAAGAGAUGCAAAAAUUCUUCACCGAUGGCAACGUGCUCGAAGACGUGUCUCCGGACGUAAACUUUCACGGUGGAGUGCCCUUGCCGGACGAUGUCCUCUCACCGGAGCUGGUACGGGAUGGGCUGCAGGAGGUGCUGACAUGGCAGGCCCUUCAACGGAUCUCCAAUGGUACCGCGGUAGCAGGGGAAGUUGAACGUCCGAAGCGCUGCCUGGUGGGGCCUCCGUGCGAAAAGGGCCACUCCCGCUACCGGCGCUUUGACGGACGUUGCAAUAACGUCGAACCGGGCGGAAGUCUUUGGGGUUCGGCAGGGUAUCCGAUGGAGCGUUUACUUCCACCGGCGUACGGUGAUGGCAUCUGGGCGCCACGCAUUGUCUCCUACACCGGUCGUUACCUACCGUCGGCUCGCAAAUUAUCUUCCACGCUGUUUGCCGAUCUGCAUCAUCCACACGCGACCCGAAACGUACUGUUCAUGCAGUUUGGACAGUUCCUGGCGCACGAUUUCUCGCGCAAUAAAGCGAUCGAAGCAAAGGCGAAGUGCUGCACGGAGGAUGGAUCUGGACGGGUGAAGAAUGCACCACCCGGAUGCAUGCCAAUUCCGGUGUCCAGCGGGGACGAUUUCUAUUCUCAGCACGGUGUGCGCUGUAUGCACUUCAUGCGUACGGCCGUGGCCCCGAUGCGGGACUGUGACGCCGUAGGUCAUGGUAGGCAGUUGUCCGGAGUAAGUCACUUCAUCGAUGGCUCGGCUAUAUAUGGCACGAGCAACAAGCAGGCCCACGAGCUUCGGGCUCACGAAGGUGGACGUUUGAAGUCACUGUACCAUAGACGUUUUCACAACGAGCUGCCACCGCCCGAUCGCUCAAAGGAGACAUGUGAUCCGGGAGCAGAAAUGUGCUUUCUAACAGGAGAUGGCCGUUCAAAUCAACUGAUCUCGCUCGUUGCUGUCCACACACUGUUCCUGCGCGAACACAACCGACUGGCACGACUUCUCCAGAAACUGAAUCCACACUGGAGCGAUGGUACAUUGUUCCAGGAGUGUCGUCGCAUAGUCAUCGCCCAGCUGCAGCAUAUUGCUUUUGGCGAAUAUCUGCCCAAAGUUAUCGGACCUCGGUAUACAUCUCUGUAUCGCUUGCAUUUGGCCGACCAUGGAACAUACAGCGAGUUCUACAACCCCCACACGAAUCCUUCCGUAUCGAGCGAGUUUACUGUGGCAGCAUUCCGGUUCGGUCACUCUACUGUACCUUCGAAGCUGGAACUACAUGACGGAUCGGUCGACACGUGGCGCACCUUCCUCAAUCCAACGCGAUUCCGCGAGCGACACUUCUACGAUGAUCUUCUUGAGGCACUGCAGCACCAAUCGAUGCAGUCCGUGGAUGAGCUGUUUUCCACCAGUUUGACACACUUCCUGAACGUGAAACCGGGCAAACAGUACGGCGUCGAUCUGGCCGCCAUCAACAUUCAGCGAGGCCGGGAUCAUGCCGUCCGGCCCUACAAUGACUAUCGGCGGCUGGGAGGCAAAGUGGAUACCCGUUCGUUCGACGACUUUGGAACCGAGGCGGGCCACAAGCUGCGCUCGCUCUACUCCCACCCGGACGAUGUGGAUCUGUACGUGGGCGGUGUGCUAGAGCCACCGGUUGAGGGUGGUGUGGUUGGGGACACGUUUGCCGAGCUGAUUGCGGAUCAGUUCUCAAAGUUCCAGCGUGGUGAUCGGUACUUUUACAGCAACGGUCCGGACACCAAUCCGGGCCACUUUACGCUACCGCAGCUGAAGGAAAUUCAGCGCGUGACCAUGGCUUCGUUGGUGUGUGCCAACGCCGGCGAUCCUCAUCGGAUGCACGUGUUGCCGGAUGCGUUCGGCCUACCGCACGAUGGUAAUCGGGCCGUGGAUUGUACAGCUCACGACAUUCCCAGGCUGGAUCUGAGCUGGUGGAGGGAUUAG